UUACAGGGUCCAUUCAUGUCACUAAUUUCUCAUUUCAUAAAACUUAAAUGCUUGUACACGGUGGGAAAUUAGCAAUCGCUUGCUGAGACGGUGUUCAUUAAAUAUUGCCUCGAACAAUUUUUUCCCAUGUGGAUAAUUUUAGCUAUGAAUAUCAUGUUUCGUCGUUGACUCACAACUUAUGUGUAAAUAAAUGUAUGAAACACCCAUUGUAAUUUCUAAAUAAGGAAACAAUUGUGCCUAUAAAAGGUAGCAUUGGCAUUUUUUGACACAUUCUCUUCGUUAAUAGGACAAGGAGACACAACUGUACAAUAGUUGGAAGCCAAGUGUAACAAGAUCAUGAUGAAUGUAAAAGAUUCAACUGAAAAGAUCCUGCUUGAUCCAUACCUGUACAUCUGCCAAAUACCAGGCAAACAGAUACGUGGGAAACUUGCACUGGCAUUUAACCACUGGUUGAGGAUUCCAGAUGAUAAGCUGCAAGUCAUUGGUGAAGCCACGCAAAUGUUACACAAUGCCAGUUUGUUAAUUGAUGACAUUGAAGACAACUCAAAUUUACGGCGAGGAAUUCCAGUUGCCCACAACAUAUAUGGAACUCCUCACACCAUCAACUCUGCCAACUAUGUAUACUUCCUCGGUCUACAGAAGGUCCUAGCUCUAGACCAUCCAGAUGCCACCAGGGUAUUCACAGAACAGAUGCUUGAGCUACAUCGGGGUCAGGGAAUGGACAUCUACUGGAGAGACACAGUAAGCUGCCCAUCAGAACAGGACUACAAGACUAUGGUGAUGAGAAAAACUGGGGGUUUGUUCGGAUUGGCAGUCAGGCUUAUGCAGCUAUUCAGUGACAACAAAAGUGACUUCAAACCACUGAGUGACAGUCUUGGACUGUAUUUCCAGAUCAGGGAUGACUAUGCUAAUCUCAGCUCGAAGGAAUAUGAGCAAAACAAGAGUUACUGUGAGGAUCUGACGGAGGGGAAGUUCUCGUUCCCGCUCAUCCAUGGCAUCUCCAGUGAUAAGGGAGAUAACCAGAUUCUCAGUAUUCUACGACAACGCACUCAAGAUAACGAUGUGAAGAAAUACUGCGUUGAUCUGCUGUGGAAGAAGGGAUCAUUUGAGUAUACAAAGACAACUUUGAUUGAAAUAGAGAAAGAAAUAUACCAGCAGGUAGAAGCGUUUGGUGGGAACAGCCAUCUAACCAGCCUGAUGAAUGAACUGAGAAAAGUCUACACUUCUUGACCCUUGUUACUUAUUAGGAAACUUUGUCUUACAUUUAUCAUCAUCAUAUUUAUUUAUUAUUGAAUUACUUUAGCUAGAACUGUUUGUAUAGAAGAGGGUAAAAAACGCUUUUUGGGAUGUUGUAUUCAGGGUCAUUUUAAGGGGUACUCAAAACUCAGAAAUGUUGUAUGCUGUAUUCCGAAUCUCAAAGUUAUGCUUUAUUCAGUAUGUGUUUGCUUCAAAUAUCUGCCCAGUAUUUUUUACCCAGAGUUUGGAUAGAAUAUGAAGGAGAAUUCAAUACACAAGAGUUUCGGGAGUGGUUACACCCACAUAGAGUACUUUAGCAAAUACGGUAUUAAUAAUUCAUUUUUUUUAAAAAUUGUAUUGUAUACAUCUUGAGGGGGCUAGACACCAGAUGGUCCAAAAAUCGGCAAUUACAUUAUUUCCUCAAAACAAGCCUAGAAUUGUCAAUGCGAGCUAGUAGAAGGCUAAUUUUACAUCACUUCACAUGGUUUAUAUAAUAAAUGCAACAAUCAUGUUGCUGUGCCAUCUGUGUUUCCCCGUUUAAAAUGGCGCAUAAUGGUUUCCUAGUUUAAAUCAUAUCUGUUUAUGAGUACAGAAAAAUAUACUGACGCUAUUUUUAAACUUACUGGGAUUUACGUGGUAGACAACCCUAGUUAAUUCGAAUAGGAAAAAUGCGCCAAAACUGGGAAAGAUGCAUGUGUCAUAAGCGAUGUGAUACAUCUGUAAGUAAGAUUCAAUGCAUUGUACACGAUGUCAAUUUUAUGUAAAGCUUUUACCAAUUUUCAUUUUUUCUUGCAAUUGUAUCAUCUGGUGACUAGCACCUUUAAUGAGCUUCAGUAGCUUGUUGUUUACAUUUACCUCUCACUGACUCAGUUUCAAUUGAUAUUAAGCCUUGUUAUAGGAAGUGCUUGAGUCCUUAUUAUGACGAUUAUGUCUUUAAGAGUACAUGUUUUUUGUGAGUUUUAACAACCAACUAUGAUUCUUGAAAAGCCCAUAGCAAAAUUUUGUUUGCACAGUUUAUAUUUAAAUAUUGACAUUUAAAAGUGCAAUUAAAAAUAGUGAAAGACAAUCUUUAGUGAUACAUUUUUAUUGUAUCAAAUUUUUGGCAAUAUUGAUAAAGCAAAAUAAUGGAUUUAUUGUGAUUACAGUGUUACAUUUUUGACAGCAUUGUGUCCAUUGAUAAGAUGGUUAAACAUGCUUCUUACCUUAUAUAGCUGUUCAUCCAGGGACCAAUAUUAUGUUUUCAUAUAAUCUUUUAUCACAUGAAGAUGCAAACUCUGAUAAAUAUAUUCGACCUUCCAUUGUCCUCUAUUUCUAAUACAUGUAUUUGUAUAUUUCUAAUUUUUCAUGUGCAAUAUUUGUUUAUAUUUUUGUUCAUGUACAUGUGAUUUAUGCAUGUGCUGUACAUGUAAAAGUGUAUUGAAUUUUUUUGCAUUUUUAUGUAACAUAAUGAUUACUUUAUAGUGCAUAGUUAUUACAAUAUACACACUUUGAAGUUUGAAUGAUUGCUUUUUUGAUGAUGUUAUUUUCUUCUUUUGUCACCAGUUUCUAUUUGAUUAUUAAAAUUGUUAUAUAUAGCCGGCAAAACAUGGGCUUGAUUGUUCAGAACUUUGAUCAUGUUUACAUCGUGAUAAAUGACAUCGUCAUUAACUUUUAAAGUUUUCAAUUUCAAAUGUUUUAUGAUGAGCUCAUUUGUUUGAAUAAAAACCGGCACAGCUGAAACUGUUGUCUCAAAUCUUAUGAGAAAUUCAGCAGAUCACAAGUUUUACCAUGAACCAUAAUACACAGAGGUUAAGAUUUAAAAGCUAACACAGCCGAUGACUUUAUCUUUAACAAUGUUCUGGACAAUCGGCUUAUUGUAUCUCAGAAUAUUUAUCUGUACUGCAUGGUCUGUGAACCAUUAAGUUUAUCUUUAAUGUCAAAUAUAUCUUCUAUAUCAAAAAUGUUGUUCGGCAAAAUUCAAUUGUAUAUGAGUUUAAAAAAUAUAUGUGCAUGAUGUGCUGUCUUAAUAAAUGUGUAAAAACAA
Mya arenaria is the source of this 3259-nucleotide messenger RNA. RefSeq names its product geranylgeranyl pyrophosphate synthase-like. The transcript has 11 exons. The record is from RefSeq and is a predicted model, not a curated record. Lineage: Eukaryota; Metazoa; Mollusca; Bivalvia; Myida; Myidae. The coding region runs from base 337 to 1230 and encodes 297 amino acids. Gene Ontology annotation, molecular function: prenyltransferase activity. Gene Ontology annotation, biological process: isoprenoid biosynthetic process.